Lodderomyces orthopsilosis Co 90-125 is the source of this 2769-nucleotide messenger RNA. It is a transcript of the gene ZCF10, whose product is annotated as Zcf10p. The record is from RefSeq and is a predicted model, not a curated record. Gene Ontology annotation, biological process: positive regulation of transcription by RNA polymerase II; DNA-templated transcription. The coding region runs from base 1 to 2769 and encodes 922 amino acids. Gene Ontology annotation, molecular function: DNA-binding transcription factor activity, RNA polymerase II-specific; zinc ion binding; DNA binding. The transcript has a single exon. NCBI's taxonomy places the organism in Eukaryota, Fungi, Ascomycota, Pichiomycetes, Serinales, Debaryomycetaceae.
AUGGAGCACGGCAAGGACGAGACGCGGGAGCCCACCAAAAGAAAGAGGAUAAAACAGGCAUGUGAUUAUUGUCGUUCUAAAAAAGCCAAGUGUGAUGGAAUAUCACCAUCAUGUACCAACUGUACCACUAAUGGUGAGAAUUGUACUUAUACAUACUCUUCCAAAAGGCGAGGAUUACCAACUGGGUAUACCCACGAUCUAGAAAAGAAGGUCGCCAUACUUCAGGCAGUGAUUGCAAGUACUAUACAACAACGCCCAGAAUUUGAAAGUGCUAUAUGGGAGAGUUUAAAAAGUCAACACAACUUGAUUGCUAAUUUGCGAGAGUUGAAUGAGUUAUGGAAUAACCAUUCAAUAUCCAAGUACAUUGAAACUGUUCUGCAUCAGGAAUCUCCAGCAUUGAAGAGCUUCAAAAGUGUAGGGUUACUCAAAUCCGAAACAUCCAGUGGUGCUAAUGAGGAUGAUUUAGGUAGCAAAUUACAGCUGCCACCAAAUAGCUCGAGUAAUAAUUUCGUUCAUGACCAUGUGAAACAAGAGAAAGUUUCAUUAUUGACUGAACAAGUUGGGACUACGUCAACAUUGAACAACGCCAGCUGCACAACACAAGUACUACCUCAUCCACAACCACAAGAACACCAUAUACCACAGUUUGCAAAUAAUAUAUCGACCUCAUCAGGAAUGUAUGAAACCAACAACUUUGUCAACGAUCCAUCAUUAUUUUUGAACUACGACAUAUUCCAAUUCAUUUCCGACGAAAUAGAGUCCUCUGGUGGUGCAGAAAACUGGGAGCCAGUUGCAUUACAAUACCAUGGAUUAUCGUCCAUUAUAUCUGGAUUCACAAACAAAGCUAUUCAACAAAACUACAAAAGGAAGCCGAAUAGGAAAAAUCCUUUUCGAGUAGGAUCUAUAUUCAAUGUUUCUUCAUUUGCAAUUAGUGCUAACCUUCAGGAUAAGUUACAACUACCGCAUGAGAUUUUCCAAUUUCCUCCAAAUGUUCGUAUGCUUGUAGAUCACUACUUUCAAAUUUUUCAUGUUUUGAUCCCCAUGUUGGAUAAAAUCAACAUUAAAAGACAACUACAUCACCUCCAGCUGCCAAACAGUGAUGCCAGGCAAAUUGAUUGUAACUUGGUGGCCCUUAUAUGGGCAGUUGUAGCCCUUGGUGAAGCUAGUUCUAAUGUAACAGGUGAUUUUUCAGCUGGAUUAACCUACGCCAAGAAUUCUAUUUUAGCCUUGGAAAACUCAUUGACAUCAACAAUCGAGACUAUGCAAGCAAUGUUGAUUUUAGGUUUGUUUUAUUACCAAGCAGGUCAAUGGGAUUAUUCAUGGGUUUUGAUCAGCUCUAGUUCGAGAAUGGCCAUUGAUGUUCGAUUAAUGAGAACGGCUACUGAUGAAGAAAGCAGCAAAUAUCAAACAAGCGCUACGUUGAACAACAUAAGUAGGCAGAGAACUUGGGCUACUGUUUAUGUGAUAAAUACUUUAUUAUCAGCAAGGAUGGGUCGGUCGCCAGUGGUACGAGCAGCUGAUUGGCCCAUUCCACAAAUAGAUACUGAUGGUUGGGAGGAAUGGGACUCUUGGGAGUAUUAUCAUUCCUCUGAAUCCAUACGGCUUGAUCAUGGACGCUUCUUGUCCAAUUUCAACCAAUUUGUGAAGAUUGUAUCUAUUUUGAAUCUCGCUAUUACGUCAACAAUCAACACAACUACAGGAGUCAUUGACGAUGGUGUUGUUGGUGGGAAAAUUAAUUAUGACGAUCGAAAGAACCCCAGUAGUAUGACCAUGAGCAACUUUGAAACCAAAAUUAAUGAAUUCGUUCGAAACAUGCCCGACUAUUGUCGCUUGAAAGAGCAUUCCAAUCCACCACCAUAUCUAGCUAUUGAAGGAGUCAAACAGUUAGUUUGGUGUGUAUUGGUUGUAAGAUUGAGCUCGUUAAAAGGAAACAAUGAUGCACAUGAGAUGUUGAUAAGAGCAAGAAACAAGCAAUACACUAAGGCUAUCCUGGUGUUGCGUAAAGUCUAUAGACCUGAAGUUGUCAAGAUUAUUAAGAUGUAUCCUUUUGUUGAUUAUUUUCUAACAAUGGCAUUGAACUUUCCCCAAAUGAUGGAAUUUGCAACUGAUCAUGAAAAAGUGAUGCAUUGUCGUGAAGUUAGAAGCUUGUUACUCCAAAAUGCUGCAACUUCACCGCCAAUGAGAAUCUCGGUUGAAAUUUCGCAACAAAUGAAUUUGGAUCAAUUGCAAUUUGAUACACCAAAAGCUCAAGAGAGUCCAACCAUCGCUAAUUUAUUGAAUUCACCGUCUAAUGAGCCACAAGGAGUUGAGGUAGUGGGACUGCAUUCACUGGUGACAAAGAAGGAAGAAGAAGAAGAAAGCGUGGUUGGUCAGCGGGAUCCAGGGGAGGAAGAUGAGGAAGUCGAAAGUCAAGCUCGUGCAUUAUUAACUGGUGUUAAUGCUUUGAGCCCGCCACCUGGUAGUAAUGGAUACAAGGACAAAUUAAGCUCCACUCCUUCAUCUGCUAGGUUUGAAGAAGUGAAUGAGCAGCACCAGUUUUCAGUGGCUAAUGAGCCCGCAAUGCAACCUAUUCAGUCGAUGCAGCCAGUACAACAGAUGCAACCAAUGCAACCAAUACAACUAGUGCAACCAGUGCAACCAGUGCAACCAGUGCAACCAGUGCAACCAUAUCAAAGCCCUCUUUAUCCUGGACCCCAAAAGAACUUUCAGUUUUAUCAAAACCAGCAUUGGACUCCGUCCGAGAACAAUAACAUUCAACAUCGACAUUAA